Pneumocystis murina B123 is the source of this 1200-nucleotide messenger RNA. RefSeq lists its product as hypothetical. The record is from RefSeq and is a predicted model, not a curated record. Gene Ontology annotation, cellular component: cytoplasm. NCBI's taxonomy places the organism in Eukaryota, Fungi, Ascomycota, Pneumocystomycetes, Pneumocystales, Pneumocystaceae. The transcript is spliced from 6 exons. Bases 1 to 1200 code for a protein of 399 amino acids. Gene Ontology annotation, molecular function: ubiquitin protein ligase activity; zinc ion binding.
AUGGUAGGAAAAGAAAUUGACAGGAAAACUGAUCAAGAAUCUCAUGUUGGAUCAGAAAUGAGUCUUAUUGAUUAUAUUGAAGAACAAUCUCAUCUAGAAGAAGAGGCUAGAGAAAGUCUUCCAUAUAAUUUUGACCAUUGUACUUAUGAUCGUCGUCUCCGUCAGCCUUUGUAUGUAUGUAAAACGUGUUUUCCAGUAAACGGAGAGCGUCAAAAAGGAGGUAUUUGUUAUUCUUGUAGUAUUCAAUGUCACGGAGACCAUGAACUGAUUGAACUUUUUUGUAAACGUGAUUUCCGCUGUGAUUGUGGUACAGAUCGACUUGGAACAGAGAUUUGCAAAAUUCGUAAAGAACAUUCGCCAGUCGAUCCAGAUAAUCAAUAUAAUCAUAAUUUUGAGGGAAAAUUUUGCUGGUGUGAUGCUGAUUAUGAUCCAGCAACAGAUGAACGUACUAUGUUUCAAUGUUUGUUAUGUGAAGAUUGGUUUCAUGAUCAAUGUAUAGGAAUGGAAAAUAUUAAAAAUAGUGAUGAUUAUGAUUUUUUUAUUUGUAGAAGCUGUGUAAAAAAGGAAUCCUGGUUGAAAAGAUAUCUACAUGUGAAGGGCUUUGUGUGUAAUAAAAAAAAUGAACCGUCUUAUCAAAAUGAACGAAAAAAUAUCUUAAAUACAGCAUCCACUGCAAAUGAAGAAAUCCCCGUAUUAAAUUCUGAUAAAAAUAUGAAACGAAAGCUGAAUGAUGAUGAAUUCCUAGAAUUAUCUCCAAAAAGACUUAAAACAGAAAAUAAUAUUCAACAAUCUUGUUCUUGGGCAAUUCUACCGAUGGGUCCUAAGGAAGAUGUUUCUCUAUUUCUUUCAAAUGACUUUCGACUUGGUAUAUGUCAUUGUGUUCAAUGUCUUGCUUUGAUGGCUAAAAAUCCGGUGUUGUUGGCUGAGGAAGAGACAUAUGAGCCACCAGAAGAUAGUGAUGAUGAAAGUCUAAUUGAUGCUGGUGUUCGAGCAUUAAAUUCUCUUCCUCGUGUUCAAGCAAUUGAAGGUAUUAUUGCGUAUAAUUAUAUGAAAGAUGCAUUGAGCAAAUUUUUACGACCAUAUGCAGAAGAAGGAAAGGUUGUUACAGAAGAUGCUAUUCGAGAAUUUUUUGAUAAACAAAUGGAAGAAAAAAAAAUGUCUAAUAUGCUUUCUAAAACUUAUAAAGAUACAUCCUUUUAA